Messenger RNA from Momordica charantia (bitter melon), 2127 nucleotides. Its product is annotated as chromo domain-containing protein LHP1. The record is from RefSeq and is a predicted model, not a curated record. Gene Ontology annotation, biological process: heterochromatin formation. NCBI's taxonomy places the organism in Eukaryota, Viridiplantae, Streptophyta, Magnoliopsida, Cucurbitales, Cucurbitaceae. Gene Ontology annotation, cellular component: nucleus.
ACAGAAAGAAGCAACGAAACCCACAUUAGAACCAAGCAAAAGCAUCUAAAAAAUCAAAACACCAUUCAUUUUUCAUAUACAACCAUAAAGGCAAAGUUCAAUUAAGUGUUGCAGCUCAGUCUGUGCAGUUGGUAGUGACAUUUGGCUUCGUUUUUGGAAAUUUUUUCACAGCUUCUUCUCCAAUCCUCUCUCUCUUUCGCUCUCUCUUGCUUUCUCUCUAGAAUGUAGCUGUAUUUGCAGGGGAAAUUCAAGCAUUCCCAUCAAUUCCAAUAACCCACAAAACCCCCUUGAAAUUGAAGGCCAUGUGUCCGUUUUCUCUCUCAAUUCUUCUCGUUUUCUGAGUUUCCGAAGAGGGGAAUUUGGGUUUUAUGAUGAAAAUCAAAGGGGGAGGGAGGAAGAAAAGAGCGAGCGGUUCGACGGAGGUUGUGGUCGUGGGUUCAAUUCACGACGCCAUGGAUGGCGGUGAACUUCAUCUCCAUGGAGGCGACUCGUAUUGCGCUAAUGUGAACAGCAGCAGCAACCCCAUUAAUGGCGCUUCAUCAUCCGCCGCUCCUUCGACUUCCCAUUUAUCGGACACCCACCAAGAGCAAAACCUAGAAGAGGCCGAAGACGAUGCCGAAGGAGACGAAGAAGAUGAACAGGAGGGAGACGAGCAUGAUUUUUCUGCUCCUGCUUCUGAGAGAACCAAUCUCGAUGAGGGCUUCUUUGAAAUUGAAGCCAUCCGCCGAAAAAGGGUUCGCAAGGGCCAGCUUCAGUACUUGAUCAAAUGGCGUGGCUGGCCGGAGACAGCUAAUACCUGGGAGCCCUUGGAGAAUCUCCAGUCGUGCUCUGAGUUCAUCGAGGCAUUCGAGCAUAGGUUAACGAUGGGGAAGCGGAAGCGGAAGCGAAAACAUGGGGUUGUUCAUACUCAGACCAAGAAGAGGCAGCAUCGAGACAACUUUUCUACUUACAAUGUCACCGAUGUCGAAAUCAGCGUUGUUGAUCAGCGUCUGCCCUCUGCUCCUAUAAACAUGUCUAGCUUUACUCAUCCUUAUGUUCAUUCUCAAUCUGUAGUUUGUAAUCACGAAGGAGAAAAGAAUGGAGCUGUGACUGCUAUCGAGAGAGCCAAGCAAACCGAUAUUGAUAAUGUAGGCAGGAAUCUACCUCUACGAUUUGACCGAAAGAAAGACGAACGUGAGUAUGAUCCCAAGCUCAGUGAGCUCAAGGCAACAGUAUUAACCAACAUAGCCAUUACCGAUAAACUUGCGAUAAAUUUUCAAGAAGGCAGGACAUCAGAGAAUAACAGUCCUGCAGCUGGUCUUUCUAAAAGUGUCGCUGUGGAACCCAUUUCCGAAAAUCGGUGCACCGGAGCUAAGAGAAGGAAGUCCGGUUCGGUUAAAAGGUUUAGACAAGAGUCAACUAUAUCUGAACUGCCUAUGGCUCAAAAUGCAGAAUUGACAUUGGCUGUAGUAGACUCUGGUGUUGGAGUGGAACCAAUGGGGGUUGAGAAUUCUGGAUAUCACGGGGAGAGUUUAAGUCGCAAUAACAAGACCGAUGAAGCGAGGAACGAGCCGAGUAUCAUCAAGAUUAUCAAACCGUUAGGCUAUUCGGCAUCUGUGUCGAACAACAUUCAGGAUGUUUUGGUCACUUUUGUGGCUAUGAGGUCCGAUGGAACGGAAGUGAUGGUCGAUAACAAGUUCCUCAAGGCUAACAAUCCACUGCUGUUGAUCAACUUUUACGAGCAACAUCUCCGCUAUACUCCCAGAUCAUGAAUUGCAUAGCUAUGGAUGACGGUAUGACUUAUCGGAAUCUCCGUUUUGUUAGUGAUUUACAUUUUAGUGCUGUACUGCCUCUUAGUGCACGAGAUCGAGUGGUAAGAAGAUGGUUAAGCAAGGUCUGCAAAAUUUUAGUUCAUAACCGUAUAUCUCCGAUCUACCUCUUGCUGUGCAGAACAGAACAGAGAUUAGAAAUUAGAAGUCUUACAAAUUUUCUGGUAAUGAUGAAAUUAACGUUUUAUAUGUAGCUGCAUCGACGUUACAAAGGUUUUGUACAUAUUACCGUUCCAUGUUGAUCUCCUUGCAGUCGAUGCACAUGUUUAACCGUAUUUUCUUUUGUUUCUCAAGUGCAAUGGAUAGGAUUGAUUCUACU